Molecule: messenger RNA, 3293 nt
Organism: Alligator sinensis (Chinese alligator)
Lineage: Eukaryota; Metazoa; Chordata; Crocodylia; Alligatoridae
Gene: GOLM2
Product: cancer susceptibility 4
Exons: 11
Coding region: 1-1317 (438 amino acids)
Source: RefSeq, a predicted model, not a curated record
AUGUCGCGAGAACCGCCAGCAGCUCUCGCGAGAAGCCGUAGCGCGGAAGUGAGCGGGCGCGAGAUGGAAGCCAACCGGCCACGAUCUCGCGAGAACACCCAGCAGCUCUCGCGAGAGGCGGCCCGCCAGGCGGCGCUGCUGGAGGAGGUGGCGGCGCUGCAGGGCCAGGCGCAGCGCGGCGAGGCGGCCCGCGGGCGGCUGGAGCAGCGCAACGCCGAGCUGCUGGGCGCGCUGGAGUCGCACAAGCAGCAGCUGGAGCAGAAGGAGGCGGAGUGCGGGCGCCUGGGCGGGCAGCUGCAGGGCAAGGACGGGCAGCUCCGCAAGUGCGAGGACGGCAAGAUCAAGCUGCAGAACAAUAUAUCGUAUCAAAUGGCAGACAUACAUCGUUUAAAGGAACAACUAGCAGAGUUACGUCAGGAAUUCAUCCGUCAAGAGGACCAGCUUCAUGAGUACAAGAAGAACAAUACUUACCUUAUGAGGAGGUUGGAGUACGAUAGUUUGCAGUGUGGACAGCAGAUCAAAGAAAUGCGAAUGCAACACGAAGAAAAUAUAAAGAGGUUGGCGGAGCAAGCUGUACAGGAACAAAAGGGUACACAGAAAACCCAGGCCAGUAAAGACGCGGAACUGGGUUUGACUGAAGAUGAUCAGGCCACGUCAAAGAACGUUCAAGAGACAGAAGGAAAAAAUGUAGUGAAAAAUGAGGAACCCUCAAAUCACCUUGCAAGCAACAAAGAGAAAAUCAAACCAGGAGGUGAUGCAGGCAUGCCCGAAAUAGAAGAGAAUGACCCCGCUAAAGUUGAAGACACACCUACUGCUUUAAAGAAGCCACGUAUUUCAUCGCUUCAAAAUGAAGGCCAUCAACCCAAUCUCAAUCUUCCCUCUGCACCGCCCCAUGUACCAAACGUGGCUCCAGCUUUAGAUGCUUACAAUGAUGGAGAGACUGAUGCAGUGAAAAAGAUGCCUCCAAAUCCUCUUCGGCACUUGAUUCCUGAACAAAAUAUGCAAAAUCAUAAAGAACAGAAAAUUGAAAUGGAACAUGAAAAACUUCCAAAGGGUCGAGCCGCUGAAUUCCAGAAGAUGAAGCAAAGCCGAUUCUUUGAUGAGAAUGAAUCCCCUGUUGAUCCGCAGCAUGGCUCUAAACUGGCGGAUUAUAAUGGGGAUGAUGGUAACGUGGGUGAGUAUGAGGCAGACAAGCAGGCUGAACUGGCUUACAAUGAGGAAGAGGAUGGUGAUGGUGGAGAAGAAGACGUCCAAGACGACGAGGAGAGAGAACUUCAAAUGGAGCUUGCAGACUAUGGAAAGCCACGCUUUCAGUGAUGCACUUUGAAUGCUGAAUUUUAACUUCAUCUAAGGAAAGAGAAGAACUGAAGUGCUCUAAAACUGAACUCUUUUCUGCUUCAGUGUUUCUUAACUUACAAGAAGCUGGUAAUAAACAGUGGUGAUAGAUUACUUAAAAUAAGUAUACUUGAUAUUAGUGAAGUAAUGGAAGGAGAAAUAGAAUUCUGUAUAUACAUGUACAUAGUUGUACUAUUGCAAAUUGUAUUAUCUAAACCACAUUUCUGUUAAAAAGUGAGCCAGUUAAACUUAGACUGUUCCUUACCUGUAAUCUUUGCAUUUAAAACCACAAAUUCAGACUGAAUUGUUUCUGCAAAUUAGGGAAACUUUGUAAACUGGGGAAUUUGUACAGUUUGUACCUUACAUAUGUAAUGAAUCCAUUAUGGAAACAAUUGUACAGCUGAAGGACUCCUUUUAUACAGUAAUACCUGUAUGAGCAAAAAUACCUUCUCUGUUUGUUCAUGAGUGCUGUGUUUUGUAUUUCGCAGGUAAGCUUUCAGUUGAGGUUGAGAAUUGAAUGAAAAUGUGUAAAAAUACUUGGUGUUGCACCUUCCUUAAUGUAACUAAGGAACGAUACGAGUGACAGUGAAACAUUAUAUUAAUUCUGAAAUGUCAGAGCAAUUUAAUUCUACUACGCGGUGACCAAAGCUCAUAUUCAGAGCUGGAAGUCAGUGCUAUUAGAAGAGUAAUAAUUUGAUGCGUUCUGGAAGGGGUCUAGGUAGCUGAUUUCACUAAGUAAAUUAAAAACUGAAUCAGUAUUUUAAAAACUUCUUGUAACAGAGCGGUAGGAAACUUAUUUGCCUACACUUUAAAGGGUGCAAGUGUUUCUUCAGUUAGAAGUAAAGAGAAGUGUGCAGCAGCUUUGUUACAGAGACCACAUUAGAAAUAACUUAAGCAAAGUACAGCCUUUGCAGUCACUGAAUAUAAUGUACGAACCCUCCAAUUCACGACCAUCUGAUGUUUCAGUUCCUUGUGUUACUUUACAGUUGAAUAUUUUUAUAUAGAUCUCUGCAAACAUUUGGCAUGUUCCACAUUAUUGCUUAGAAGAGUUUGUAAGUUAGAUACUUUUUUUAUUCUAGGUUUAAGACACUUUCUGAAUUUUACAGAAAUAGUUCUGUUCAUCUGCAGUAAGCGGAAAUCUAAGGUUAAUAACCCUACCUGCUUCUCAAAAGGGCUACUGUGAAUAGAAUUUAUAGGGCCUAUGACAGGGCUGAUUGUACUUUACUAUCUCUGUACUCAGGUUCAAAUUUAAAACUACAUUAUUACAUUUACAGUUCAUUGCAGUCAUCCAGUAAACCUUUUUAAUAAAUUUAAAAGGCGAUACCAGUUUUGACUAGAAAGAUCUUCCAGUAACAACUCUUAAAUAUACAGUUUCUCUGUGAAAUGAAAAAUGAGAAGAUUCUGCUUCUGCACCUUUAAGUGUUCUGUUUUGUUUUUUAAGACUUGAACUUCGUAUACAUACACCAGGACCAUUCAUGACACUGUUAAAAAAAAAAAAGAAUAAACCUUUGCAUGAUGUGACCAAAUGUAGUUUAACUGGAAAAUAAAAUGCUGAUCCUGCUCAAAAUGAGAUGACAUAUUAACACAGGGGUGGGCAAAAUGCAGCCCGGGGGCCAGAUGCGGCCCACCAGGCCAUCGUAUCCGGCCCGCGGGGCCCCUAAAAAAUUUAGAAAAUUGAUAUUAAUUUGCCCUGGCUGCCUUGCCCAAACUCAGUAAGUGGCCCUCUGCCCAAAAGAAUUGCCCGCCCCUGUAUGAACACCGCAAAGUAAUAUACAAACAUUUCAAAAUUCUAAAAUGUAGAACUUUUCAGUAGCUAAUACCGUACUUGUGCACUACAAAGUUAUUUCAAUCUUAAGAAACUUGUAAAAUGCAGUUUCACCCCGAAGUAGAUGUUAACUCAAAGUUUCUCCUACUGAAACCAACACUUAAUGGGUUCUAAUAAAAUCGUUUUGAGAUCA